AGUUCUGACAUUCUAGAUUCUACGCUCCAGCUGUCAAGUUGUCAAAAUGUCGGUCAAUGCACAAAUGCAUCUCAAUAAAACAGAAAUUAAUAAAAGUAAUGAAAAGUCUCUUAAACCACUGUUUUCAAAACAAGCCGAGUGUUCUUACGUAUCUUGCUAUUGUGAAGAGAACGUCUGGAAGUUAUGUCAAGACAUAUCCUUAAGGAUCCCUGGGGAGCUGGACAGAUGUUUCGUUGUGUUUAUUUCAAACCCGUGCCGCACUGUGCCUUUGUGGAAACAAAGGGCUGGGCGUGAGGAAGACCGCCUCGUCAUAUGGGACUAUCAUGUAAUAUUUCUGUAUUCAGUGGACUUAAAAACUUGCCUUGUAUAUGAUUUGGAUUCUGAGCUGCCUUUCCCAACAUUCUUCCACAAAUAUGUUACAGAAACUUUUCGGACAGACCAAGUAUUGAAAUCUGAUUUCCACAGGUUCUUCCGAGUUGUUCCUGCUAAGCAGUUCCUUCAACACUUUGCCUCUGACAGGCGUCAUAUGAAAAGACCCGAUGGAUCCUGGAUCAAACCACCGCCACCUUACCCUGCUAUUUGUACUUCAACCUCAACUCACAAUUUGGAUGAGUACAUCAACAUGGACACAGAAGCAGGUCCGGGACAAGUUUUCAAUUUACUUGAUUUUGUACAACGUUUCUAUAAAAAAGAGAAGUAGUAGGAAAAUAGAUAAGAUGUAAUUCAUUUAAAAUUAUAUCAUCAUGACCAAACUUAUGAUUUUAAGUUCAGUUGAUUAUGUUGUAGUAAUCUUUUAUUAUACAUUUUUCUAUGGGAUAUUAUGUAAUUUCAUAUAUUCUUAGUCAUUCAAAUUUAUAUCGCACAAAUACUGUAAUUGAAGUCACACGAUACAAAUUUAAUAGUGUUUUUCAGAAUAUUUACCUACAUCUGCUUAUAAAAAUCUAUUUAUUCAACCAAGUUAUAUUUUGAACAAUAUUAAAGUUGAACAUAAAAUAAUGAGUGAAAUUUAUCAGUUCAACAAAUGUGAUUAUAAAAUAUGUUGUUCAGGUUUAUUUGAACAUUAUAAGAAAUAACAAAGUACUAAUAUUAUGUAUAUAUAAUUUGAUAUUUAAAGAUAAAAAAAUGAUGAUUUUUUUUCCAAGUUACAGAACAGAGUUCCACAGUACAUUUUACAAUGUAUUUACUUCUAGUCCUACGGUUAGUCCUAUAUUUGACUUAAGUUCUUUUUAUUAAAAAUUGUUCGCGAUAAUUCUUUGUUAUCGAUUUGCGAGCGGAAUAAAGCUUUAAUGGGGUUUUGCCUGUAAAAAAUGCAUGCAAAACGGUUUUGGUGUGACGUGACAAAGAAAAUGCUUAGAGUUAUUGUUUUUUGUAAAAUAAGUCUUAGAACACGACUUAAAUUCGAAUUUUAAGUAUUUUUGAAUUUACCAUUAUAUAUGUUAUAAUAUAUUAACGCUAAGCGAUAAAGUCUACAUUUCAUUCUUUUACAAUUGGUAAAUUGGUUGUUCUUUAAUAUAUUUUAACACGCAAUACAAGUUGACCUAAAUGUUAACGUGCUGUGGGGUUGAUUAUUUAAGGUGAAUAGCAUGCCAUACUGUAUUAAUAUUAUAUACAUACUUUGAAUAAAACGAUUAUAAUUACGUAAAUAAUAUAACUCGAUUUGAAUAAAGCUGAUAUGAAUAUAUUACAUAUAUGUGUGUGUAAGCAUCGUUCAUACUUACGUAUUUACAUUAUUAAUAUGUAUUUACUAUUUAUAUGUCAGAAUAAGUAACGGCUUACAGGAAACUAAAGAGAAAGAAUCUCGAUUUUUUUAAGACAAAUAUAAUUUAAGAUCGAUCACAUACAGCCAAAGUUAAGGAAAUCCGGUACAAAUUAGUAAAUUAUUUAAACUAUAUUUUUUUUUCAACUUAUUAAUACAAAUUUGAAUUCUUAUUAAUAUACACGUUUAUAAUUAACGUUGCAUUUAUCCUAAACCCACGACAUAUAGUGAUAUAAUGUUACAUUUAAGUAUUUUAUUGUAGAGUAUAUUAUCGCAAACGUAGCUUUUGUAUGUUGUUAAAUCUAUUUGAAGUUUUUUAUCAACUUUUAUACACUCUUUUAUCCUUCCCUAAGCACCCCUAGUAUUAAGUAAUGUUAUGCAAUAGUCGAUGCAUUUUUUUCUUACCAAAGAUUAAUAUAAUUAAGUUUAUAAAAAUUAUAUUAUCAAACAGAUAAUUAUAAACGAAGUUAUAAAUAAUAUUAUCUUUAGACGUGAAUUGUCUUGUUAUAGCAUAAAAGACCUCUAUAAUUAUUAAAAUUUUAUAUUAUGUGAAUCUUCACUAUAGAUAGUUAAAUAUUACUAGCUAAAUCAUUAUAAUAAUCCUGUAUCCAAUGUUAUAGUUACAUUAGAUUUUUAAUGACAACCAAAUCCAUACGUCACUUUGUUAUAUAGUUUUUAAUUUUAUUAUCUGUAUUAUUUCCAGGGUUUAAUUUCUGUGUUCAAUGUUGUCUAGUCAUUAGUUUAAGUGACGGUUCGUUGCAUAUGAAAUAUUGAAGUGCUUUUAAUGUACGUUAUCAAUAAAAUAUAACUAUAUUUCUUCUAUUAUAGAAAUUCUUCUUCUAAAUAAAUUUUAAGGUUUUAAACAUAUGUUAUUAUUCGAGGCGUAGCUAGAUAUCUUCAUGGGACCAACAGUAAAAUAAUUUUGAAUCACUAACAACACAGUGCUAGGAUCAUAAAAAAUAUGGGGGCUGUGUUAGUGUCCCAAUGGUUACGCCUUCACACUAUUCAUACUAUUCACUAAACACCUUUUUAUCGAUACCUUCCUUCGAAGCCUUUGAAAUCUUUAUCUAUGGACUGACAGCCUAUAAGUGAUAAUAAUUGUGCUUGUGCUUUUAAUGUACCAAGUUACAUUUUUUUUUAGUUUUAAGAUAUGAAGCUAAAAUAAAAAAAUAUAUGCAA
Messenger RNA from Danaus plexippus (monarch butterfly), 2935 nucleotides. RefSeq names its product protein N-terminal glutamine amidohydrolase (gene tun). NCBI's taxonomy places the organism in Eukaryota, Metazoa, Arthropoda, Insecta, Lepidoptera, Nymphalidae. Bases 47 to 700 code for a protein of 217 amino acids. The transcript is spliced from 5 exons. The record is from RefSeq and is a predicted model, not a curated record. Gene Ontology annotation, molecular function: protein-N-terminal glutamine amidohydrolase activity; protein-N-terminal asparagine amidohydrolase activity. Gene Ontology annotation, cellular component: cytosol; nucleus.